This is a messenger RNA of Physeter macrocephalus (sperm whale), 2533 nucleotides long. RefSeq names its product leucine-rich repeat-containing protein 51-like. The record is from RefSeq and is a predicted model, not a curated record. The transcript is spliced from 3 exons. NCBI's taxonomy places the organism in Eukaryota, Metazoa, Chordata, Mammalia, Artiodactyla, Physeteridae. Bases 1433 to 1933 code for a protein of 166 amino acids. Gene Ontology annotation, molecular function: protein binding.
GUGUCCCCUGCAUUGGCAGGCAGAUUCUCAACCACUGUGCCACCAGGGAAGCCCGAGACUGCUGCUUUUUGAGAGGAAGAUGUUCACUUUCCAUUCCUCUAAACCUGUUAAAUUCUAUCCUUCAUAUGUUAAGUCACCAAAAAAGGAAUUUACCUAGACUGUAUUAAGCUUAAGCUGAAUUAUAAGCUAUCAGGUCCAUGGUUUUGGUUUUUGGUUUUUUUUGCGGUACGCGGGCCUCUCACUGUUGUGGCCUCUCCCGUUGCCGAGCACAGGUUCUGGACGCGCAGGCCCAGCGGCCAUGACUCACGGGCCCAGCCGCUCCGCAGCAUGUGGGAUCCUCCCGGACCGGGGCACGAACCCGCGUCCCCUGCAUCGGCAGGCAGACUCUCAACCACUACGCCACCAGGAAAGCCCAGGUCCAUGGUUUUUUAAGAGAAAUUCCAUUUUAAGAACAUUUGUGAAUUUCAUAGUCUCUGGAUACAGAUUGUUUCAUUGAAUGAUGAGGACCACAUAUACUAAGGUUUCCACUUUUGCUUUAGCUGCCAGGAAUUUCAGGGAUAAAUAGAGGCAUAGUUUCCUAAUUCCCUGGUUCAUCUCUCUCUCUUCCUUUAUUCUGGCUUCUAAUCUUUCUCUUCCAUGUUUUCAUUUUCUAUAUCUAUACUGUCCAGUAUGGUAGCCUCUAGUCACAAGCGGCUAUUAAGCACUUGACAGGUAGCUUGUCCCAGUUGGGAUGUGCUGUAAGUGUAAAGUAUCUCAAAUUUUAAUAUCAAUUAUAUGUUGAAUGAUAUUUUGGAUAUAUUGGGUUAAAUAAAAUAUAUUAAACGUAACCUCACCUGUUUCUUUUGACUUCUACUAGAAAAUUUUAAAUUACAUAUGUGGAAAAAAUAUAUACGCGUGGCUUGCAUUUGUGAUGUUCAUUAUAUUUCUGUUGGACAGCUCUGUUCCACAAAUCAUCCUGUUUUAUGAGUGUGUUAUUACCGUAAAAUACCUCAAAUCCUUUUGGAAAGCAAGUAAAGUAGUAAAUGCAAAGGAGGUGACAGAAGUGGAUGAAGUGAGAAGGGGAGGUUGACUGGGACAUGUAUUUGUCAGUCUAUCUGUCUUUUGUUUGUGUCACAUACAAAACCCCUCCUAAAGUGUGUCAGCUCUCCUCUUCACAGGUGAGUGGUGUUCUCAUGGCUCUGCCCAGUCCAAAGAUUCUCAGCUUUAUUUGAGCUAACAAAUUGGAAAGGAUCUGAUAAGACAAUUCACACCACAUUGUAAAUGACUGAUAACACUGUGUUUACCCCUCUCAGGGGGUAUUUCCAUUUUAACAGGGAACAAUCCCUGAACCCAAAGGAAUGAAUCCCUAAUGGUGGAGUUUCAGGCAUCAGUGACAGGCUGAACCCGGAUUCCCAGGGCCCAUGCUUACACAUGACAAAUGAUGACCUGAGCUAUGAACAAACAGGACUAUAUGAACACUUCGGUGCAAGAGCCCCCUCUUGACUACUCCUUCCGAAGCAUCCAUGUGACCCAAGAUCUGUUAAGCGAGGAGCCACGGACAGGGCUACGACCACUAAGGCACGCAAAGUCAGGGAAGUCAAUGUCUCAGUCCCUGUGGCUGAACAACAACGUCCUCAAUGACCUAAGAGACUUCAACCACGUGGUUUCACAGCUUCUGGAGCAUCCGGAGAACCUGGCCUGGAUUGACCUGUCCUUCAACGACCUGACUUCCAUUGAUCCUGUGAGUCCAGAGGGUGGACCUGAAGCCACCUUGUCCAGCCCCCAGCCUCUCCACCUCCCACAUAUUAUCAAGGAAGUAGUGAGGCAGCAUGGUGCCCUGCAGAGCACAUGGCUGUGGGCUCAGACAGAUAUAGGUUCAAAUACUAGAUUUGCCUCUGACUUUGUGACCUUGGGCAAGCUCCUAACCUUUCAAAACCUCAGCCUUGCUGUCUGAAAAAUGGGGGUAAUAUGCCAGCAUUAUAAACAUUUUGUGAGGAUUAAAUGAGAACAUAUGAAAAGCAACCGGCACACAGCAAGCCUUCACAUAGGAGGCUGAAGUAAAAUUGUAGCUUAUUAUUGGGCACCCACUGUGCUUCGUGCCAAGUUCUUUUGCAGAGGUAGGUACUAAAAGUACAGCAGUUACUUUCCAUGAACUCAGGCUAAAUUUUAAGAAACAAACAAAACUGGCCCCUUUUCAUCCAGGAUCUGUGUUAGAGGGGAAAGGAGUUAGAGUAUGACUUGGAAACUGUUCCCCAGGUGCACUGAUAUCAAUUUAACUACCAUAUAUAUUUUUUUAUUUUUAUUUUUUUUUUGCGGUACGCAGGCCUCUCACUGUUGUGGCCUCUCCCGUUGCGGAGCACAGGCUCCGGACGCACAGGCUCAGUGGCCAUGGCUCAUGGGCCCAGCCGCUCCGCGGCAUGUGGGAUCUUCCCGGACCGGGGCACGAACCCAUGUCCCCUGCAUCAGCAGGCGGACUCUCAACCACUGUGCCACCAGGGAAGCCCCUAACUACUAUUUUAAAAGCUCUUAUGUACCUAGCAUGAUGCUGUCCCCU